Dreissena polymorpha is the source of this 981-nucleotide messenger RNA. RefSeq names its product deoxynucleoside triphosphate triphosphohydrolase SAMHD1-like. Gene Ontology annotation, molecular function: dGTPase activity. NCBI's taxonomy places the organism in Eukaryota, Metazoa, Mollusca, Bivalvia, Myida, Dreissenidae. Gene Ontology annotation, cellular component: nucleus. The coding region runs from base 1 to 981 and encodes 326 amino acids. Gene Ontology annotation, biological process: regulation of innate immune response; defense response to virus; dGTP catabolic process. The transcript has 9 exons. The record is from RefSeq and is a predicted model, not a curated record.
AUGUCUCAGAAGAAUCAUCCGCAUCUCAUAUACGGGGCGCAAGACAGGCGAGUACGUCCGGAACAUGACUGCCACGCUAGCUGGUCCACAAGUGCCCCUACUGGAAAAGGUCAAACCACAAAAACUGGCUUGGUUUGGACCAGUCACGGGAAGGAUGAUGAUGACAUGGAUAAAGAAAUAAUUUGUAUGGAUCACAUACAAAGAGAGAACAGAGGAUCUGAACAUAAGGUGUUUGACGACCCAGUUCAUGGCCAUAUUUCACUUCACCCGUUGUGUGUGAAGAUCAUAGACACACCGGAAUUCCAGAGACUGCGCUUUAUAAAACAACUUGGUCCCGUUUACUUGGUGUAUCCAGGGGCCUCGCAUAACAGAUUCGAACAUUCACUCGGGGUUUGCCAUUUAUCUGGUCAUCUUGUAAAGACUCUUCAGAAACGACAACCGGAGCUUCAAAUUUCCGACGAAGAAGUUCUUUGCGUGAUGAUUGCUGGACUCUGCCACGAUUUAGGUCAUGGGCCUUUUUCCCAUUUGUUUGAUCAGAGGUUCAUUCCCUCCGUGUGUCCUCAUGAACAUUGGAAGCAUGAGGACGCCUCGGUAAUGAUGUUUGAUCACAUGGUAACAGAAAACAAGUUAGAAUGCGAAUUUGAUUACAAUAAAAUCAAUGCAGAUAUGAGAACAUUCAUCAAAGAUUUAAUUCAAUGCAAACCAGAAAAGAACCGAGAUGAAAGGAAGGGAUUUUUCUAUGAGAUUAUUUGCAACCAACGGAACGGAAUCGACACAGAUAGGUGUGACUACAUCGCAAGAGACUGUUUACUGCUUGGGAUUCGAAGCAGCUUUGACCACAAGCGUUGCAUGAAAUACGUCCGUGUUAGCAAAGCACACAGUCCCGCCACAGAACCGCAGCUUUGCUUUCGAAACAAAGUAGCCACCUUCAUCAUCUUAGCACUGGCUUAUGUUAAAGACAAAGGGAAGAAACUGCAAUAG